CAGAGAGAAAUUUGCAUAUAUAUAAUAUAUAGCUACACUCGCAGGCUGGCUACAUUGAAGCACAUUUAAGUUUUAUCAAGCUUCAUGAUCAAGACUCAGCAAUCGCAACAACAAGGAAAGUGCUCAAACUUAUGUUCUUAAAAAUCAUUCCUCAAAAUGUCUAAUACAGCAACCCACACGUCUGAUAACCGGUUUAAUGGAGAGUGCGCCAAUAACAUGACGAGUAACAGGUGAAAAAUGCGAUUAUGUAAACCUUAAAAAACAGGGGUGCCGGAAGCAUGGUUGGGAACUUCUGCGAAUGCAUCAAUCCAGAGACUUGAUUUAGUAAAGUUUGUUUUGCAAAAAUGAUCUGUAACAAGUUUGGCUUGAAAAGAAAUUAAUGGCAAUACAGCAGCUUAGUCCAAAGGUUAAAGUUUAGCAAUGAUCAGUCCUCCGCAAUGUGUUGGUAAUCCGGAUGCAGAUACAAAAGAGGAAAUAGAAAAAGGAAUGAGCAGCGUGCGUGAUGAAAAAGCAACUAAAAACAUUGUAUCAAAAGAAACUGAUCCAAGCGCAGGAGUGACAAAUAAAAAAUCUCUUCCUAAAAUCCAAUGGUCAGUUGAUGAAAUUGACUAUAAAGUUUUAAAAGAAAUUUAUGAUCGUCUGGACAUAAGUGGCAGGAGUGAAGGGGAUUUGUUUGCCGCUUUAGACUGUUUCUCUCUUAAAGAAGUCGAGUUGAUGAAAAUGGAGUGUAGAAGUACAGGAGGACAAGGUCUCGCCAAACUGGCAAUAGGAAAGUGGUGUGCUCGCAGUGAAGACAAUAGUGUUGGUGCGUUUAAAACAAUUGUCUUACAGCACCUCAAAAGGAAGGAUGUUUUUGAUUUGAUCACGAAAUGGGAAGAAAAUUAAGCUGGCAAGACAAUAUUAAGCCCCUAAACUAUAAGCAGACUAUAAAAAUCUUAUCUUUUUAAUUUUCAAAUAAACGAUAUGGUAGUUCAUACGAGCUUUAAUAUGGUAUUAUAUAUGUACUGGUCUGUAGUAAUUAUGGUACUCCAUAUGAACUCUAUUUUUGUAUAAUUUAGAACUUAGAACGUUAUGCAAUUCCAGAAAUUUAUCAUAAUUCUCAAUUUCAAUAUCGUAUCUUCAUGAAAAAACCCAAUGCUCACUUUCUUUUUCAUUUGAAUGAGAAAUAGAAAAAACGAAAAUUUUCUGGGAAAGGUUUGCACGAAGCACUAAGACGUUUAACUUAUCUUUUAAAGUGACCUUGUAAAAUAUAAACUCUUAAUACCCUACUACACUACUGAAACUGAAUGUAAAGGGCAUUGCAGAAUGGAGCAAUACAAAUUAAAAACAAUAGUAGACACGAAUGUUAUCGAAA
Molecule: messenger RNA, 1354 nt
Organism: Xenia sp. Carnegie-2017
Lineage: Eukaryota; Metazoa; Cnidaria; Anthozoa; Malacalcyonacea; Xeniidae
Exons: 5
Coding region: 421-885 (154 amino acids)
Source: RefSeq, a predicted model, not a curated record